UCACAGUGUUGGAGACAGAGAGAUAGAGAGAGGGGGAGAUGUGCUGGCUCUAGGCUGGUGUGUGAGAGGGAGAGACCCAGGCAGACAGGCUGGAGGACUGUUCUACACGGCGUCUUUACACCUGAGAGACAGACAGACAGAGAGAGACAAAGGGAAGACAGAGAUAGAGAGCGGACCCACCUCCCCGCUGUGUGAGGGACGGCGGCGGGGAGCGGGGCAGCAAAGGGGGAAGAGGGGAGUGAGAGGGGUGGGGGGUGGCGAGGAGAGGGGGGGUGGGGGGCAUGGCUCGCUCCGCCGCCCCGGCGAUGCUGUCGGCUAGCGGCUUCGGCUUCCCCCCGCAGAAUUUCGCCCGGGUGGUGGUGUGGGAAUGGUUGAACGAGCACGGCCGCUGGAGACCGUACGGGGCCACCGUGUGUCACCACAUCGAGAACAUCGUGAAGUGCAAUGCCCGGGGCAGCGUGGUGCUGGGGCAGGCGGACCCGCAGCUCUCUCCUUAUAUCAUCGACUUGCAAUCCAUGCAUCAGUUUAGACAAGACACAGGAACCAUGCGUCCAGUUAGAAGAAAUUUUUACGACCCUUCUUCAGCUCCGGGGAAAGGCGUAGUUUGGGAAUGGGAAAACGACAGUUGUUCCUGGACUCCGUACGACAUGGAUAUUUGCAUAACCAUCCAAAAUGCGUACGAGAAGCAACAUCCGUGGUUGGACUUGACCUCUCUGGGCUUCUGUUAUAUUAUUGACUUCAAUAGCAUGUGCCAGAUGAACAGACAGACACAACGUAAGCGACGACUGAGGAGGCGUAUGGACUUGGCCUACCCCUUGACUAUGGGCUCCAUCCCCAAAUCUCAGUCUUGGCCCAUCGGCACGCAGUCGGGGCAACCGUGCAGCUGCCAACAAUGCGUCCUGGUCAACAGCACCAGGGCAGCCUCCAACGCCAUCCUGGAAUCCCAACGGCGCAAGGUCUACGCGGCAGCCAACGGCACACUGACCGUGCGACAAAGCAACUCCUACAACGGCCCCGCCUUGUGGUCAGCGAUGAGCAGUGCGGGCACCAUAGCCCCCAACCCCGAGCAGGCCCGCUCGCCCACCACCACCACCCAACUCUCACCUAUCUCCCAGAGCCAGAGUACCACCACCACCACUCCCAUCCCCGGCCAGAACAAUCUGAACAGACCCGGGACCCAACGAUCUGCCGUCGUCAGCACCAGAGCCUCCAUCCCCCCUGGGGUUCCUGCUCUUCCAGUGAAAAACUUAAAUGGGUCUGGCCCAGUUCAUCCAGCUCUUGCAGGAAUGACCGGGAUCCUGAUGUGCGCAGCUGGACUUCCCGUGUGCCUGACCCGUGCUCCGAAACCCAUUCUUCACCCUCCGCCUGUCAAUAAGAGUGAAAUAAAGCCAGUGCCUGGGAUAUCAGGUAUCUGCAGGAAGACCAAGAAAAAGCAUCUGAAGAAAGGAAAAUCUCCAGAGGACGUGGUGCGGAGAUACAUGCAGAAGGUCAAGAAUCCGCCAGAUGAGGAUUGCACCAUCUGUAUGGAGAGGCUGAUCAGUUCCUCAGGCUAUGAGGGGGUGCUGAAUCUGAAGGGGGUGAAGCCGGAACUGGUGGGAAGGCUCAGCAAAUGCAGCCACAUGUACCAUCUCCUGUGCCUGGUGGCCAUGUACAACAAUGGCAACAAGGACGGCAGCCUGCAAUGCCCCACCUGCAAGGCUAUCUAUGGUGAGAAAACUGGAACACAGCCACCUGGGAAGAUGGAAUACCAUGUGAUCCCACAUUCGUUGCCAGGAUACCCCGAGUUCAAAACAAUCCGCAUUGUCUACGACAUCCCAGCAGGACUACAGGGCGUUGAACACCCUAACCAAGGGAAGAAGUUCACUGCCAGAGGAUUUCCACGGCACUGCUACCUGCCUGACAAUGACAAAGGACGCAAGAUCCUGAAGCUGCUGAUUGUGGCGUGGGACCGCAGGCUGAUAUUCACAAUCGGAACAUCCAACACCACCGGUGAAACGGAUACAGUGGUGUGGAACGAAAUCCAUCACAAAACAGAGUUUGGAUCAAAUUUAACUGGACAUGGCUACGCAGAUCCCAACUAUUUGGACAACGUGCUGGCAGAGUUAUCUGCCCAAGGGGUCAUGGAGGACUGUAUAAAGGACUGAGGAAGGGAUUAGAAGCAGCAGCCGAUAAGGACGUUGGCCAUUGAAGAUUACACCCUGUAAAGUACGUUACUAGGGUUCAAAUAUGCUUUGCUUGACUGCCUUGGCCACUACUUUGUUAACUCCAGUUCGGGCUAGUUAAAAGCAGACUGCAUCAGCCUGAUUCAGUUUAUUGGUGGCAAGUUACAGUGACAUACUGUGCAAGUCUGCAUCUGUUAUUCCUUGUGGAAAGACCCACACAACAUUAAUAAUUAGGGGGGUGGGGGGGCAGGUAAAUCAAGAAUAAGAGAACAGAGAGGACCGUCAAGUUGACGGUCGCUUGCACUGGUCAAUCCUUACAAAUAAAAGAACAGAGAUGCUUUUUCGUGCGGUUGGAUUGUACACUGUGCACUUCCUGCAGUGUUGCAUCCACUGUGCACAGAGGCAGAAAUACUAAGCACUCCUGGUUAGCUGUAGGAACUCUGGCAUCAGCCAACACUUCGCUUUCUAGAGGUCACAAGCCCCGUGUGUGAAACAUGCAGUAUUUUUCUUUUCAUAAGCAAGGUGUGCACAUCUCUCAGGGAUGUUGGUCUUUUUGCUUGGAUGUGUCACUGUAAAUGGUGUACAGUGGGGGGCAGGAGGGAAAAGCAAAGAAGCUUUGCAUGUGAAAACUGUAUGGCUUUUAAAAAAAAAAAAAGUGCCCAUUAUCUUAUUUUAAUCACAGAGGACAGCAACACCAUGGAGCAUUUAAAAAAAAAGUUUUGACGAAGGUAGUUUAAAAUUUAAAAGACACUGCUUAUUAAAGUGUUUUAUUCGGAAAUAACUAAGGGCUUGUUCUGUGUUUUAAGGUCUGUCGCGUUACUCCAUUUGUCCAGCUAAGUAUUAGUGUCCUGGUGGUUCAUGCUGCAUGUCAGUAGCAAAUAAAUACAUACCUCCUCGGAUGAGGCUGUUUAUUUAAAGUUAACUUUUCUAUCUAUAGAUGUUGCUAUACUUCAGAGCGAACUACAUCAGUGUCUUAUCUGCAUCAUUUACGUCUACUGUGUUCGAAACUCUUUCUUCUGUUUAUGAGGUUUGCGGUGAAUGCAUCCAAUGCCAAAUUAUACUUUAUCUUUAGAUUCUUUCUCCCUCCCACAAUAUGGAUAUUCCCGUUUUCAAUUUCAUAAAAAGGACUCCCGAGUUCUCAAUAUACUUAUUGGUCAGAUUGUGCAAGAGGAUUACUUCACUGGGGGAUUUCCGGGAUAACAAGAGUUAUACAUUCAUUUAAAAAAAGGACGUCAAAAGAUACAAGAGUUAUACAUCCAGCCCAGAGACGGAAACGUGACAAUAUUCCUGCCAAAUGCAGUCACUGGCUCGGUAAAUGAAUGUCUACUGACAUUCGGGCUGGGUUGUUCUCUCAAAGGGAAAUUAGCUGGGAUGUUACAGAGCUGUGAAGUGUUUACAGAAUGAUGAUUGCUGUAGAAAUAUUCAAUAUUAUCCUGACAACUGCUGUCAAAUCUAUUAUGUUUAUAGUCAAUACUGGCAGAAGUAACACUCAGCAAUCGCUGUUACUGCUGAUUACGUUCUGGUGGCUGACUUGUGUGGUGUUCAACUUAUGAGAUAUAUUGCCAAAAAAAAAAAAGAUUUUGAAGAGGAAAUAAAAUGCAAUUGGAAGAGGAACGUGACAGUCCCUUUAGGUUUUGUUGCAGGAUGUGAGUCGUCGGUACAAUAAUGAUGAACAAAACGUGCUCGGUAGUCAAAGUGUUGGAAAGGCACGGGAUAGGAUGGUAAUCUCUCCUGUUUUAUAGGACAAAUUGGAAAGUAAAUUUAAACUGUUAUUCAGCUAUCUGCAUUUAAAUCAAAACUGGAGAACACUGAAGUUAUCAAGUGAAAAAAAGUCUCAACAAAACACGCUAAACAAUAAAUUAAAAUAUAUAUAUUUUAGAAUAGAAAGGGCGGUUCGUGUAUAAACAGGAAAAGUAAUACAACACGGGAAUAGGUAAAAGGUGGGCAAUGUAGGAAUGGACAAACAAAAACACUUGUUGCAAGUGUUUGUUCAUUAAAAAAUGGUAUCCUGGUAAACUUAGAAUGUAGAAACAAUGAACUACAGAUGCUGGCUGUUACACAAAAGGACACAAAUUGCUGGAGUAACUCAGCAGGUCAGGCAGCAUCUCUAGACCUGAAACAUCACCUAUCCAUGUUCUCCAGAGAUGCUGCCUGACCUGCUGAGUUGCUCCAGCACUUUGUGUCCUGACCAACUUAAUCAACUCUAAAGUUAUGCAAUCACAAUCCAAGCCUCAGCCCAAGAAUUGGCACAAUACAUUCACCAGAGGACCAGCAAAUGUAACAUGUUUGAUAACACAGAACACAUGGUAAAUCUGAACGUGUUAGCCACAGAACCUAUUGCCAUUGAUCAGGCAACUUUGGAGUCACCAGCACCUGCCAAGCUGCUGGCUCUAAUAGUGCAGAUUCUGGGACAAUUUUUAUGUAGAAACAAACACUGGAAUAGCAUGUGUAAAUAGUGUAUUGAUGUGAUGUGUUUUGAGCAGUGUAGGGAACAGCAUCUGUUAUCUGGACUGAGGCAAGUUCAAUUAAAACAAGCAUAUUCCGUGUAUAAUUGUGUUGGACCCAUGCAUCUGAAAUGUGCAAGGUAAUUUCAUUAACUCCCAUUUGGAAAGUUGAAUAUAAUCAUUGUUAUUUUAAGAACUUAUGUCCAAAGAUGUUAAUGCAGAAGAUGACAGGUCAUAUCAUGUUAUAAUUAUAUUUGCAUAACAAACAUACAACAACCAGACCAUCAAAGAGCAUUCACUGGCAGUAAUACUGAAUCAAAAUAGGUGAACAAGGUGAAGAUUUAAACACUGCUUUUUCUGAAAGGACAGGUGAGAAUUUUAUUAAAAUGAACACGUUAUUCAUUGUUACAGGGUCAGAUUAGUGAAAGUGGCUCUGGCAAUAAAUAUAUUUAAAAUCACCAUUCUCGAUAUUUAAAAGUCCACUCUAAAUCAGGAAGUCAAGAGCGUUUAAUUGUCCUAAGUACCAACAAUAGAGCAAUGAAAUUCCUACUGGCAGCAGCAUGACAGGCCUGCAAACAUCAUAUGAAAGGUUAAAUAAUGAAUUAAAAUUAAAAUUGUAUUGUCCAAAUAACUAAUUGAAUUUCACUGAUGUUAACAGUUUCACUGAUGUUACCAAUUUCAGUUAUAGAAGAACUAGUGUGAAUGGAUGAUUGAUGGUCGGUGUGGACUCGGUUGGCUGAAGGGCCUGUUUCUAUGCUGCAUCUCAAUCUAAAUUACAUUUCUUCUUAAACCUAGUCCACGCCAGAAUGAAGGGGAGAUCCCGUAAAGGUUGACCACUUUGUAGAUAUAGAUAUGAUUAAGUAGUGUCAUGUGCAUCAAAUUUGUUAACAUGGUAUAUUAAAGGCAAGCACGGAUGACAGUUUGAUUCAUAACUCAACAUUGAGAGCAAAUCAAUGUAAGUGAAUAAGAAAAGAUAGAAAUUAAAACUCAAAUUCCAGCUCUCUGCUAUAUUGCACUUGACUGAUUAUUAAAUUCUCUCUCUCAGGAUAACAUUUGCAAUUGAGCAUUUGAUCCAAAACAGAGUAUGUAAUUAAGGUCACUUCUUGAGAGUAAAUGCCCCCCAGAAUGGCCCUUCCAAAUGAUGUGAUCCUCAGUAAUUCACAGAUCCAUUGACUGAGGCUUUUGCCCAAGAUAUAUUUCACACACAUUCUAUCAAAGUUAACAUUGCAUUGAAAAUAGGCAGAAAGACAUGAUAGUGGGAAAUAAUCAUUUGCCCACUGGCCCACUUUUAAAUAAUCUCUUUAUUUUUUCCUUUUUUUAAUAUAAACAAAAAACAUUUUAGUUGACUCAAUCCUGUGCCAACUAUGAGAUUUUAAGAAUUCUCUACCAUCCAAUACCCAAAAUUUUCAAUAUAUUCACUGUUUGAAUUUCUGUCCAGCAAAAUGGCCAUUUAGAACAUUGAAAAGUAACAAAAGUGAAAUAUUUUUCAAACCUUUGUUGGUUGUACCUGCAUAUUAAAAAUAAAUUGAUAAUAAGGUCAGCGUGAUUGAUGAUACCUGGAGAGAGUGUAUUAACACAGGCCAGUGGAUGUGAAGCUGAAAGGAUAGAGCACAACAUUGAUUUUCUGUGCCGUCAAUUACUUAUAAAGUUCAUGUCAUAGGAGCAGAAUUAGGCCAUUUGGCCCAUCGAGUCUACUCCACCAUUCAAUCAUGGCUGAUCUAUCUUUCUCUUUCAUUCUCCUGCCUUUUCCCCCCAUAACCUUUGACACCCUUACUAAUCAGAAUCUGUCAACCUCCACCUUAAAAAUAUCCAAAUGGCUUGGUCUCCACAGCCGUCUGUGGCAAUGAAUUCCACAGAUUCACCAUCCUCUGACAAAUAAAUUCUUCCUCAUCUCCUUUCUAAUAGGUACAUCAAUUAAUUAAAUCAGACGGGGCAUAAAGCCAGCAUUCUACCCGGCCCUGCCAGUUUCCAAUGGUUCAGGCAAGUUAAGACGACAACUGCUCCCUAUAUCAUGUAGUCUCAGAGAAUAUCUAUGAUGAACAAGGGCAGUUAAGUUAAUAUAUUCUAUAAUAGAGAUACAAGAGAAUGCAGAUGCUGGAAUCUUGAGCAAAACACAAAGUGCUGGAAGAACGCAGCAGGUCAGGCAGCAUCUGCGGAAGGAAAGGACAGCCGGCGUCAGACUGAAGAAGACAACGUUUGGGGUUAGGACCCGUCUUCAGCCUGGCAAUGUCUAUCUACUUCCUCCGCAGAUGCUGCCUGACCCGCUGAGUAACGCCCGCACUUUGUGUUUAGCUUCUCAGUAACAGAUUCAUUUCAAAAUAAUUUUUUGAAGUGUUCUAAAAAUACAAGAAGAAAAAAAUAGUAAGCCUCAAAAGAAAAUUAACUGCUUCAGAAGAUCUUCAUGCAGGUCAUAAUAUGUACAUUUUGUGAAGGACAAAAUGUACAUAGAAGUCAAACUUAAAGAAUCUGCUAUUGGAGUACACAUUGGUAAUAGCUCCAUGUUGUUAGAAGGGAUUUGUUCUCAGAAGAAUUACUUCAGGUGUUCAACCUCCUUUGCCAGUCCCAGAUCUGCUGUUUUCUUGCUGGGAAACAAGAAAACCAGGCAGCAAGAUGCAACGUCAUUGUGUCUAAACACUGGUCUUGUCCCUGCAGACACGCGUGUAUAUUCCGUGUUCCUAUUUGCAGUAGCAACGGAGUACCAGGUUGUUCCAAUAACAAAGCAGAUCGUUCUUUCAAAGCAGUUUGGCACAGACUCCGUCAGGAGGAGAGAACUUCACUUUAUAAAUGCAGUUAAGACCGCCUGUUUAGAGAUUAUCUGUUGUCAUGGGUGGUUUGCGGGGCAUGGCCAGUUUUAACACAACAAAACUACUAGGCAUACAGCAUGGAAACAGGCCCUUCAGCCCACCUCAACCAUGCCGACCAAGAUGCCCGGUCAAAGCUGUUCCCAUAUCCUUCUGAAAUUUUCUUAUCCACGUACCUGUCCAAAGGUCAAAAUGUCCUAAAGAUUGAUGUUAUACCUGCCUCAACUUCUUCCUCUGGUAGUUCAGAUCAGAUACCCACCACCCUGUCUAAAAUAGUUGCCCCUUAGCUUCCUAUUAAAUCUCUUCCCUCUCAUCUUAAAUCCAUGGCUUCCAGUUCUUGAUGCUCCUUCACUGGGAAAAGGACUCUGUGCAUUCACCCUAUCUAUUCCCCUCAUGAUUUCACACAUCUCUACAAGAUUACUCCACAGCCUCCUGCGCUCAACAAAUAAAGUCCGAGCCUGCCCAACCUUUCUCCCUGUAGCUCAGACCCUCGAGUCCUGGCACUAUCCUUGUAAAUCUUCUCUGCACCUUUUCCAGCUUAAUCGCAUCUUUCCCAUAGCAGGGUGACCAAAACGGAACACAAUACUCCAAAUGCGGCCUCACCAACAUCUUGGACACCAAUAAAACAAAGAACUGGAACAGAAUGAUCAUUUGCAAAUGACUACUGUCACGUGAUACUAAAAAUGAAUUGAACAAAGUACCUCCAUUCAACCUAAACUUAAAGCAAUUGCUGUGAAUCCAUGGAGUCACAUCUACUGUACGGCUAGCCGGAGAGAUUUGCCGAGAACCAUAUAUCAAGCUUAAAAUGUUGUUUGUUUUCUGGAAUAAUUGCAACUUCUGUCCAUUAUUUGAACAACGAGAUUAAUGAUCACACUCUAGUAGACGCCAAUAUGGAAUUAUACACAUCCCAAAGCAAUGGUUCAAAUGGACUGACUGUGCAGCUUGGGAUCCGAAUACAAUACUAAAUACAAAACCACUAUAAACAAAAACCAUGUUAAUUAAAGUGCGAUGAAUCAACAAGUUUAGGCAAUGCAUGACAGACAAUUUUAAUACCUUAAAGCAAAAGACUACUCUGAACAUUGUCUUAUGGAGGUGAAUUAGUAUCUUCAGCUGAUAACAUGGCCAGCGGUAGAGUUGCUGCCACAGUGCCAGAAAACCAGAGUUCGGUCCUGACCACCUCCGUCUGUAUGGAGUUUGUAUGUUUUCCCCGUCACCUGCGUGGGUUUUCCCCGGGUGCUCUGGUUUCUUCCCACACUCCAAAGACGUACAGGUUUGUAGGCCAAUUGGCUUGGUAUAAUUGUAAAUUGUCCCUAGUGCGUAAGGAUAGUGUUAGUGUGCGGGGAUCGCUGGAUGGCUUAUUUUACUUUUAAAAGCUUUAUUAAUUAAAGUUCGAUGAAUCAACAAGUUUAGACAAUGCACGAUAGGCAAUUUUAAUACCUCAAAACAAAAGAGUACCCUGAACAUUGUCUUAUGGAGGUGAAUUUAUAUCGUUACCGGAGAAGAGAUAACACCCGUUUUAAAUUUAAAUUUGGCCAAUUUGCACUUAAAGUGUUUCUCCACAAUCAGGUUAACGCAGAACCACCAAACAUGUCAAAUGCUUCACGCCGAAAAAGAAGGAGGUGUGCAAAUACUUGCGUCCUAUUCCAAGUUGGAGGAGAGAUUGCCUUGGAGGGAGGGGGAGGGGGAGGGGGAGGGGGAGGGGGAGGGGGAGGGGGAGAGAGUGAAGUGCGAUGUGUUAUGUUUCGUGCAGUCUUGGUUUCUCUGGAUAGUGUCAAAGUAGGUUUGGAUACUGCAUAAUGUGAGAGGGAUCACGAAUGCUGUCACCCAUAACUAGGUCUUGUAUGAUUAUUUACUCACCAGCAUAUCCUGAAUUUAUGUAACGGACUCAUGUAAUAUGUAUAAACGAUUGGAUUUGCCUGUAACUGUUAGUACUGAAUAAUGAAUAAACUUUAUUUGGAAGAUAA
This is a messenger RNA of Amblyraja radiata (thorny skate), 9371 nucleotides long. RefSeq names its product deltex 1, E3 ubiquitin ligase (gene dtx1). The record is from RefSeq and is a predicted model, not a curated record. Lineage: Eukaryota; Metazoa; Chordata; Chondrichthyes; Rajiformes; Rajidae. The coding region runs from base 282 to 2144 and encodes 620 amino acids. The transcript is spliced from 9 exons. Gene Ontology annotation, molecular function: zinc ion binding. Gene Ontology annotation, biological process: Notch signaling pathway; protein ubiquitination.